AUGGGACUCGGAGGUAGUAGACGUAAUCAACAAAUGUAUGAUCCAUACUAUUCAGGAUUGGGCUAUUAUGAUCCUUAUUACGGAGCCGAUCCAUCGUAUACGACAACAACUAUCUAUCCUCCAGCUCCCAUCGCUCCCAUUGGCUUAGGUCUUCCUAAGAUCCGUGCCAUCUUCAUGCCUCAACCUUCUAUGGGAUUUGCAGCAAUGCCAAUGCCUAUGGCUAUGCCCAUGCCAAUGCCUGCACCAAUGCCAAUGCCUAUGCCAAUGCCAAUGCCAAUGCCAAUGCCAAUGCCUGCACCAAUGCCUAUGCCUAUGCCAAUGCCAAUGCCUGCACCAAUGCCAAUGCCAAUGCCAAUGCCAAUGCCAAUGCCUAUGCCAAUGCCUUGUGCAGCACCAAUGCCAAUGCCUAUGCCAAUGCCAAUGCCUGCACCAAUGCCAAUGCCAAUGCCUAUGCCAAUGCCAAUGCCUGCACCAAUGCCAAUGCCAAUGCAUAUGCCAAUGCCAAUGCCUUGUGCAGCACAAAUGCCAAUGCCUAUGCCAAUGCCAAUGCCAAUGCCUGCACCUAUGCCUAUGCCAAUGCCAAUGCCUACGGGUUGUUGUGGUGCUGGUCUCGGCAGUUAUGGCGGUGGUUUUGGAAGUGGUUUUUCAAUGCACGGUGGCGCUGGUGGCUUGGGAUCUUAUGGCAGCUUUAGUGGUGCAUUCCCUGCUGGAUUCGGUGGUGGAUUCGGUGGUGGAUUCGGUGGCGGAUUCGGUGGUGGAUUCGGUGGUGGAUACGGUGGUGGAUUCGGUAGUGGAUUCGGUGGUGGAUUCGGAGGAGCUUGUGCACCAUUAGCAUUACCAGCUCCAAUGCCUGUUCCUCAACCAAUGCCUGUUCCUCACCCAGUUCCUGUUCCUGUUCCUGUUCCUCAACCAGUUCCUGUACCGCAACCAUAUCCUGUGCCACAACCAGUUCCUCAACCAGUUCCUGUACCACAACCAUAUCCUGUGCCACACCCAGUUCCUCAACCAGUUCCUGUACCACAACCAUAUCCUGUGCCUCAACCAUAUCCUGUGCAUCAACCAAUGCCUUUACCACCACCAGUUGCACCUGGACGUUCGCUUUGCUGCUGCAUGCCAAUUGGUCAAUAA
This is a messenger RNA of Rotaria sp. Silwood1, 1128 nucleotides long. The record is from the annotation of a GenBank genome assembly. Lineage: Eukaryota; Metazoa; Rotifera; Eurotatoria; Philodinida; Philodinidae.